AGUGUUCCAAAAAAUCUUCUUCUACAAGAUCACUAUUACCUUUCAAAGACGAUGGCCAUUGCAACACAAGUAGCCUUGAACUCUACAUCUAUGAUCUUGAACUCAACAUCAACGAUCUUGAACUCAACAUUCACGAUCUUGAACUCGGCACGAGUAGCCUCAAACUCUUCAAGAGCUAUCACCUCUGCCCCUGUCGCGCCCCGAAUUUUGCAGCAGACACCACGAAGGGCCUCACGCGAAUCUAUCACUACGGCCGGCGAAGCUCCAGCCACUGGAUCACUGCCACCGCCUCACAGCACAUCUCCGCCGGCCGACACCAUCUCGAUCCCACCACCGGCGUAUACUACAAAUUCGCACGACAUCACCGAGAAUCAACCACCACCCCCUUACACAAGUUGCGCAUGCAGUCAUCAACCCAGGCCGCUGCGUCUCAGCCAGGAUUAUGAUGUCGAGGCCAAUCGUUCUGAACUCGCGCAGACGCGGAGGUCGAGACGAAAAAUAAGUUUUCGCACCGUGUGGGCAAUAGUCUGCUUCAUUUUCACUUCGUGUCUGGCCAUGUUGGCGAUUUGUUUGGGGAUUUUCUUUUAA
Messenger RNA from Periconia digitata, 588 nucleotides. The record is from the annotation of a GenBank genome assembly. Lineage: Eukaryota; Fungi; Ascomycota; Dothideomycetes; Pleosporales; Periconiaceae.